Molecule: messenger RNA, 1737 nt
Organism: Colletotrichum karsti
Lineage: Eukaryota; Fungi; Ascomycota; Sordariomycetes; Glomerellales; Glomerellaceae
Product: glycosyl hydrolase family 47
Exons: 2
Coding region: 1-1737 (578 amino acids)
Biological process (GO): carbohydrate metabolic process; N-glycan processing
Cellular component (GO): endoplasmic reticulum; Golgi membrane
Molecular function (GO): mannosyl-oligosaccharide 1,2-alpha-mannosidase activity; calcium ion binding
Source: RefSeq, a predicted model, not a curated record
AUGGCCAAUCGACGACAGCGGCGCACAAUAGUGAUCGCCGUCUUCAUAUUCGGUUUCUUCCUCUUCAACUUUCUGCGAUCAUCGAGUCCCGACCGCCAACCGAAGCCCAAACAUGCGGACGUGCCCGUCAUCAAGAGUAGCUACGACUGGGCGAACCAUCCACACAAGUAUGCCAUAGAUCCAGAAUCGAUGCAUCGGCUGCCCGCCGAACCGACCGAAGACCUUCCCCGAGUCCAAUUCAAGCCCAGCGCGAAGCGCGGCCGCGAGAACGAUGCGACGUCCGAGUCUCGACGAGCCGCGGUACGAGAGACGUUCGUCAGGAGCUGGAACAGCUAUAAGAAAUAUGCUUGGGGGUACGACGAGCUCGCGCCCGUCUCUGCCAAGGGCAAGAACACGUUUGGAGGCUACGCCGCGACCCUCGUGGAUGCCCUCGAUACGCUGUGGAUAAUGGACCUGCAUGAGGAGUUUGGGCUGGCCUUGUCGGUCGUUGCGAAGAUGGAUUGGGAUGACACGGUGGAAACGUCCGUUAACGUCUUCGAAACCACCAUUCGCCACCUCGGUGGACUUCUGAGCGCCUACGAUCUCAGCAGCGAGCCUGUCCUCCUGGCGAAAGCAAUUGAGCUGGGAGACAUGCUGUAUGCCGCCUUCGACACCCCGAAUCGCAUGCCCCCGUUUUGGCUGGACUUCAAGCUGGCAAAGAGCGGAGGACUCGAGGCAGGAACCAACGAUCCGUCCGCGUCGCCUUGCAGUUUGUCGCUCGAGUUCACGAGGCUAUCGCAGUUGACGGGGAACCCCAAGUACUUCGACGCGAUCGAGAGGGUCAAGCUCUUCCUGGAGAGAACGCAGCACGAGACUCAGCUUCCCGGCAUGUGGCCGGCGCUCAUCAACUUCCGCGACGAAUCUGUCGUCAACCACAACGAGUUCACCCUGGGUGCGCUUGCCGAUUCACUGUACGAAUACCUCCCCAAAAUGCAUGCCUUGCUGGGUGGAACGGAUCCCGCGUACGAAAAGAUGUACCGCGAAGCCAUGAAAGUGGUCCAGCAGCAUCUCCUGUUUCGACCGAUGCUCCCCGACAGCGCGGAUGUUCUCUUCUCCGGGACGGCGUUCGCCGACAACAGUGUGCGGCGCAACCCGGAAAGCCAGCACCUGACCUGCUUUGUCGGCGGCAUGUUUGGUCUGGGUGGCAAGUUGUUCGGCAUUAAAGAACACGUCGGCUUGGCCAGGAGACUCGCGCGCGGCUGUGGCUGGGCCUACUCGUCUUUUCCCACUGGUCUAAUGCCGGAAAUCUUCGGCAUGGUCACAUGUCCGUCGCUGAACAAAUGCCCCUGGGACGAGGAACGAUGGAAGCGCGAGGGUGACGGUAACUUGAGGAAGGGGUUCUCUCAUGCUCGCGACCCUCGAUAUAUCCUUCGACCUGAGGCGAUCGAGAGUAUAUUCCUGUUGUAUAGAAUGACGGGCGACCGCGACUAUCAGGAAAUCGCGUGGACAAUGUUCCAGUCCAUCGUGAAGGCCACUGAAACGCAGUAUGCCAAUUCCGCUAUUGGCGACGUUACCAAGGAGGGUGAGACGGAGAAAUUGGAUUCAAUGGAGAGCUUCUGGCUGUCGGAGACGCUGAAGUAUUUCUAUCUCAUCUUCUCGCCCCCGGAUGUUAUCAGCCUUGACGAGUAUGUCUUGAAUACAGAGGCGCAUCCUCUCAAAAGGAAGAAGGCCGUUAAAGAAAGUAAAUCUUUCUUCUGA